UCUCUACUGCUCUCUCUUUUCUGACGGAGCGGCUGGAUGGAGACACACAGACUCCACUAACCACUCAAACUGGUACCAGUAACACGGCAGGAGUCGGCCUAAGGACACACCAUGGGAAUUAAAUUUUUGGAGGUCAUCAAGCCGUUCUGUGCGGUCUUGCCAGAAAUUCAGAAACCAGAAAGAAAGAUUCAAUUUAGAGAAAAAGUACUAUGGACCGCCAUCACGCUAUUCAUCUUCCUGGUGUGCUGUCAGAUUCCUCUGUUUGGCAUCAUGUCCUCAGACUCAGCAGAUCCCUUCUACUGGAUGAGAGUAAUCCUGGCUUCCAACAGAGGUACUCUGAUGGAGCUUGGUAUCUCACCCAUCGUCACCUCAGGUCUCAUCAUGCAGCUACUGGCUGGUGCCAAGAUCAUUGAGGUUGGAGACACUCCCAAAGACAGAGCACUCUUUAAUGGAGCUCAGAAAUUGUUCGGGAUGAUCAUCACCAUAGGACAAGCCAUUGUAUAUGUUAUGACUGGCAUGUAUGGAGACCCCUCAGAGAUGGGUGCUGGCAUAUGCUUGCUUAUCAUCAUCCAGCUCUUUGUUGCAGGUCUGAUUGUCUUGCUGCUGGACGAGCUGCUUCAGAAGGGUUAUGGUCUGGGCUCUGGUAUCUCGCUCUUUAUUGCAACCAACAUUUGCGAGACAAUUGUAUGGAAGGCCUUCAGCCCCACCACUGUCAACACAGGCAGAGGUACUGAGUUUGAGGGAGCCAUCAUUGCUCUCUUUCAUCUUCUGGCCACCCGCACAGACAAGGUGCGCGCCCUGAGAGAGGCCUUCUACAGACAAAACCUGCCUAACCUCAUGAACUUGAUCGCAACUGUUUUCGUGUUUGCAGUGGUCAUAUACUUCCAGGGCUUCAGAGUGGACCUGCCCAUCAAGUCAGCACGCUACCGUGGCCAGUACAACACCUACCCCAUCAAACUGUUCUACACCUCCAACAUCCCCAUCAUCCUGCAAUCUGCCCUGGUCUCCAAUCUCUACGUGAUUUCUCAGAUGCUCUCAACACGGUUCAGUGGCAAUUUCCUGGUCAACCUGCUGGGAACGUGGUCUGAUACGACCAGUGGCGGACCAGCUCGGGCCUAUCCAGUGGGGGGUCUCUGCUACUACCUUUCUCCUCCUGAGUCUUUUGGUUCAGUUCUAGACGACCCGGUUCAUGCUGUUAUCUACAUUGUCUUCAUGCUUGGCUCUUGCGCCUUUUUCUCCAAAACCUGGAUAGAGGUCUCCGGUUCCUCUGCCAAAGAUGUGGCGAAGCAGCUGAAGGAGCAGCAGAUGGUAAUGAGGGGACACAGAGAGACAUCUAUGGUGCAUGAGCUCAACAGGUACAUCCCCACAGCUGCUGCCUUUGGUGGCCUGUGUAUAGGAGGCCUCUCAGUGAUGGCAGAUUUUCUGGGUGCCAUUGGUUCGGGUACGGGAAUCCUCUUGGCUGUAACCAUCAUCUACCAGUACUUUGAAAUCUUUGUAAAGGAGCAGAGCGAAAUGGGCAGCAUGGGAGCAUUGCUCUUCUAAAGAAUACCAACCUUCAGACACAAAUAAUCCAACCCACAUAACUUUUAUUUUUAUUUUGGAUUUUUUGCAAUUUGCAGAAUCAGUUUCUUUCCCCACUGGGAUAACUGAUUUCUCUCCACCACCUUUGUUUUCCACCAUAACACCUCCAGCCUGUGAAUGCUGAGAAAACUGCUUUGGUUACUCCCAGGGUCGAUCAUAAUGUUGUGUCUCUCAGCAGUCUUUCCUCCAAUAUCUACAACCUAUCUGUCUGCAGGCUGCCUAUGUCCCAAAUGACUGUCUCAUCAGAUGAAGAAUGCUUAAAAGCACACAAGUGUGAGGCGCUGUCUUGGACAUACCUCAGGCAUUGUUUUUGCAGCAUGUUCAAGGAACAUUAAGACAGCUUCAAGAUGUGCUUAAUUCUAAGCUGGAAGCACUGUGCCUGGACAUUUGGAGGGGGUUGAAGCCAUGUCAUGUCAUGUCACAGAUAGCAAUCGAGCUUUCUAGGGGCCUGUAGUAGGAUGCAAAAGAAUAAAUAUAAUGUGCUUAUAGUCUGUUAAGGUUUCUGGUAAUCUCAGACAAGUUGUUGGUGGUUUUUAUUUUUCCUUUUGAUAUUUUAAACGAUGGACUAUGUUAAUAUUCACUCUGGUCUUAUGUAGAGCACAGUGUUUGUCCGCUGUCUCUGGCUCCUCAAAGGAAAUUGUCUAUCUGUGUCGCCAUGCUCUUGUUUUUUUUUUUCCCCCGGAAUGAGUCGCUGCUCAAUACUGCCGAGAUGGUCGGGAUGAGGGUGGGUUUGAUAGGGAUGAAAAGGGGUUUCAUUUUGGUUUUUACUUAAUGUAACAGACAUAAUUGUGUUAUUAAAAAGAACAGGAUUUGUUUUUCCAACACA
Labrus mixtus (cuckoo wrasse) is the source of this 2407-nucleotide messenger RNA. RefSeq names its product SEC61 translocon subunit alpha 1a (gene sec61a1a). Gene Ontology annotation, molecular function: transmembrane protein transporter activity; signal sequence receptor activity; ribosome binding. NCBI's taxonomy places the organism in Eukaryota, Metazoa, Chordata, Actinopteri, Labriformes, Labridae. The record is from RefSeq and is a predicted model, not a curated record. The transcript is spliced from 12 exons. Gene Ontology annotation, cellular component: membrane; Sec61 translocon complex. Gene Ontology annotation, biological process: SRP-dependent cotranslational protein targeting to membrane, translocation; post-translational protein targeting to membrane, translocation. Bases 112 to 1542 code for a protein of 476 amino acids.